GUGCAGCCGGAAGCUGGGAAGAAUGGUGGACUUACGACGGAAUUUCAGGUCCUGAUUUUUGGGGUUUGCUGAAUCCAGAAUGGGGAUUUUGUACGAAAGGUCGUCGUCAGUCACCUAUAGAUCUUGAUCCAGCAGUUCUUUUAUAUGAUCCUCAUCUUAAGAGUUUGAAAGUUGAUAAAUACAGGGUAAGUGGAACAAUUAUGAAUACAGGACACAGUAUAAUUUUUCGUUCCGAAUUUAUGGAUCCAGAUGGUUUAGUAAACAUAACUGAAGGACCGUUAUCCUAUACAUAUAGAUUUAAAGAAAUUCAUUUACAUUAUGGAAGAACAGAUGAUAAAGGAUCUGAACACACGCUAGCAGGAUAUUCUUUCCCAGCGGAAUUGCAGAUAUUUGGUUACAAUUCAGAUCUAUAUAACAACAUAACCGAAGCCGUUGCUGUUCGAAGAAGUGAAGGAAUUGUUGGUAUAGCUGUUCUACUACAAGUGGGAGCUUUGUCAAAUCCAGAGCUUAGAAUUCUUACCAGUCAGUUACAUAGAAUAAUAUAUGGGGGGGAGGAAGCCAAACUUCAACAUUUAUCUAUUCAUAAUCUUCUUCCAGACACCCGAUUUUUUAUGACUUAUGAGGGUUCUCUAACAAUGCCCGGAUGUCAGGAAACUGUCACGUGGAUAGUGAUGAAUAGGCCCAUUUACAUUACAAAACAACAGCUCUACAUCCUCCGAAAACUCAUGCAAGGAGCCGAAAAUAACCCCAAAGCACCCUUAGGGAACAAUUUCCGGCCCCCUCUACCUCUGAAUCAAAGGGUCGUAAGAACGAAUAUUGACUUCCGAAGGAGAGAGGGUACGACAUGUCCAACAAUGCACAACAAAAUGCGAUAUGAAGGUUCUUUGAAAGAAAUCUUAAGUGAUUUAACACCUUGGAGAAAGCUGUAUUAA
This is a messenger RNA of Parasteatoda tepidariorum (common house spider), 932 nucleotides long. Its product is annotated as carbonic anhydrase-related protein 10. The record is from RefSeq and is a predicted model, not a curated record. Gene Ontology annotation, molecular function: zinc ion binding; carbonate dehydratase activity. Lineage: Eukaryota; Metazoa; Arthropoda; Arachnida; Araneae; Theridiidae. Gene Ontology annotation, biological process: one-carbon metabolic process.